AUGAAGUUUCUACCACUUGCGUUGAGCGCAACGGUCUCGACCGCCCUGGCUGCGGUGAUCCCCCAGGAGCCAUUAGGUCCGUCAAUCGUCCAAAACACCCAACAGCCCAAGUGGUUGAUUGAGUUGGCCCCAUACACCACCCGCUGGGUGACCGAGGAAGAGAAGUGGGCGUUGAAAUUGGAUGGAGUCAAUUUCAUUGAUGUUACCGAUGAGUUCCAGUCCGGAUCUUACGGUACUCUUCACACGCAGCGCGUCGUCCGGUACCCGGGCCAGAUGAACUACACCGAAGCCGUGGUGCCUCUCGCUGGAGAGCUUUCUAAGAGCAAUAUGAAGAAGAACCUGGAGCACUUCACCUCCUUCCACACCCGCUACUACAAGUCGCAGACGGGUAUCCAGUCUGCUGAAUGGCUGCUGGAUCAAGUCACCACCGUGGUGCAUGAUUCAGGUGCCACCAAGUACGGCGCAACUGUAGAGCGAUUCGAUCACCAGUGGGGCCAGUUUAGCAUUAUCGCCCGCAUCCCGGGUCAAACCAAAAACACUGUUGUGCUGGGGGCCCACCAGGACAGCAUCAAUCUGUUUCUCCCCUCGAUCCUGGCUGCGCCAGGUGCAGAUGACGAUGGUAGUGGAACUGUCACGAUCCUCGAGUCACUCCGAGCCCUGCUGCGGUCGGAGGCGAUUGUUCAGGGUCAGGCAAACAACACCAUCGAAUUCCACUGGUACUCGGCGGAAGAGGGAGGUCUGUUAGGUUCCCAGGCCAUCUUCUCCAAGUACAAGAAAGACCACCGUGAAAUUAAGGCUAUGCUUCAGCAAGACAUGACUGGCUAUGUUCAGGGUACGCUGGAUGCCGGCCAGCCAGAGUCAGUGGGUGUCAUUGUCGACUAUGUCGACCCAGGUCUCACCGCAUUUAUCAAGGAAGUCAUCACCACUUACUGUGAUAUCCCUUACGUCGAGACCAAGUGCGGUUAUGCCUGCUCCGACCAUGCUUCGGCCAGCCGAUUCGGCUACCCCUCGGCUUUUGUGAUUGAGUCUCAGUUCGAGAACUCAGACAAAAAAAUCCACUCCACCGAUGACUUGAUCAAGUAUCUGAGCUUUGAUCACAUGUUGCAGCAUGCCAAGAUGAGCUUGGCCUUUGCAUACGAGUUGGCAUUUGCCCCUUUCUGA
Molecule: messenger RNA, 1161 nt
Organism: Penicillium odoratum
Lineage: Eukaryota; Fungi; Ascomycota; Eurotiomycetes; Eurotiales; Aspergillaceae
Gene: lap1
Product: putative aminopeptidase
Exons: 3
Coding region: 1-1161 (386 amino acids)
Biological process (GO): proteolysis
Molecular function (GO): metalloexopeptidase activity
Source: RefSeq, a predicted model, not a curated record